Molecule: messenger RNA, 1209 nt
Organism: Asparagus officinalis (garden asparagus)
Lineage: Eukaryota; Viridiplantae; Streptophyta; Magnoliopsida; Asparagales; Asparagaceae
Product: protein FAR1-RELATED SEQUENCE 5-like
Exons: 1
Coding region: 1-1209 (402 amino acids)
Biological process (GO): regulation of DNA-templated transcription
Molecular function (GO): zinc ion binding
Source: RefSeq, a predicted model, not a curated record
AUGGGUCAUCCUCCUUCGGGCAUGAUUACAGAUCAAUGUCUUGGAAUAUGCAAGGCAAUUGAAACAGUUUUUCCAGAAAUUCGGCACAGGUUUUGUAUUUGGCAUAUCUUGGACAAAGUUCCGGAGAAGUUGGGUCAAUUGGCUUAUAGAACGGAAUUUAUAAAAUCUUUCAAAGAAAAUAUUUGGGACUCCGACGAUGCUAGCUCUUUUGAAGAGAAUUGGGUUUCAAUUAUUAAGAAAAAUGGAUUGGAAAAGCAUGAUUGGCUAAAUGAUAUCUAUGAAAUUCGUGAAAAAUGGGCUCCUGUUUAUCAUAAACAAUACUUUUGGGCUGGCAUGUUUAGCAGUCAAAGAAGUGAAGGGAUGAAUGCAUUGCUAAAAAAACAUAUAUCAAGGAAAAAUUCACUUCAUGAUUUCGUGACUAUAUUUCAGAGGGUCUUGGCGAGACAAAGAGAGGGGGAGCUUAAAGAAGAUCAUUGCACAGUAGAGAAAAAGCCAAAAUUAAAGACUUUAUGGUCAAUGGAAAAACAAAUGGCCCAAAUCUACACGAAAAAAAUCUUUUAUAUUUUUCAAGACGAGCUUCAACCUAGCUUAAUGUAUAACAUUGAGCUAGUAAAAGAAAAUGAAAGAGAAAGUACUUUCCAAUUAAAUUUUUGUGGUCAUGAUGAAAAAUUGAGACAUAUUAUAUAUUGCAAAACAACUAAAAUGGUCCGUUGGUCGUGUUUCAUGUUUGAAUUCAAGGGCAUUCCAUGUCGACAUAUCUUGGCAUAUCUUAAAAUUACCAAUCAUAGUGAGUUACCGGAGCAAUAUAUUCUAAGAAGAUGGUGUCGAAAUGUCAGAAAAAGGGUUGUUCUUAGAGAUGGUAAUAUUAUUGGAGAUAAUGCCACAAUUAAUUUUGCUUCUCGUUUUAGUGAACUAAAUUGCUUAGCUAAUGAAAUGGUCGAAGAUGGGCUAUCUUCUAAUGAUGCAUAUGAAUUAAUGCGUGAAAUGAUGAUGGGUGCUAUUAAUAAGGUGCAACGUUUGAAACUCAUCAAUGAUGAAGAAAUUGGACAAGAUGUGGAUGAGGAGUGUUCUCAAGAUAUAGUUCAUGAACCAAGUCAAGCAAGAACAAAAGGAAGGCCUAAAGGGAAGAGGUUAAAGCCAUCGAGAGAGAUCCGUAGAUGCCGGCCUAGGAAAUGCAAAAUUGUGUGGAAAAUGAGGACAAAAUCAUGA